GUCUCCUUUACUCUGCUGGAAGGAGGGACAACCACAUUCCCAUAAUAGACCUCUGGAGCUCAAACUUUGGCCAAGGCUUCUGCCAAGCAAUGAUGAAUGAGGGGAGAUUCAAUUUCAUCAUGAGAGCACUAAGAUAGCUGAUGACUCGCCCACAUUAAUCCAAAACCAUGCAGCGUUGCUUGCUUUCCCGCACUUGCAUCCUGUGCUCAAGGACACCUUCCUUUGUGUCCAGGAGAGACUCCCGGGCUAAGCACACCAAUUUCAUUACCCGGCAUGAUGGCCAGAGUCGCCACCCACAAGGGGUUUUGCUCCCUGUACCACUAAGGUCACACAUGUAUCGAAGUAGGUUUGGCACAAGCUCUAGGCAGGACAACGAUGACAAGAACAGCAAGAUGGACUUCUCCAAGGAUCCAGAAGUAAAGAAGUGGCUCAGUGAGUUGCAGAGUGACUUUGCAGAAGAACUGGGAAAAUCCAGAGAGGAGUGUAAUGAUGGGAAAGAGGAGUAUGAAGGAAACAACAAGAAUGACAGGAAUCAUCUUACAAAAUCGUCGGAUAUGGACAAACACGCUGCUAAUUCAAAUACAGAAUCGGAAUUGGCAGCUAUAAAUCCCUGGACCAAGUUCACCACACAGAAGUAUGAGACGUUCAGCACGGACAAAACGCAUAUAAUCUACGACUAUGACGAAGAGCAGAGACGGCUAGCAGAAGGGAUAGUGGAAGAAGAAACAAAAGUAGAGGAGCUAGUUCUGGAAAGAGGUAGAACGGGUGUGUUCGACAUUGAAGAAUUAGUGGAUUUCUUAAGAGAGGAAAAUGCCAGGGAUAUUGUCGUUAUUCAGGUGCCCCCAGAAAUGAGGUAUGUGGGUUACAUGGUCGUGGUCACUAGCCUGUCCCAGCGGCACAUCAAUGCCCUUGCAGAAACAAUCCGCCGCAUUUACAAGAAGAAGAAGAACAGAAAAGACCCAUCACUCAUAUGUGAAGGGAAGUCAACAAAUUGGAUGGCAUUGGAUAUGGGUAACAUUGCACUGCACAUCAUGAAACCAGACAUCAGAGAAGAAUAUGACUUAGAGACUUUGUGGACGGUUGGUGUGCAGUUUGACGACAAAUGCCAAGAGGUUGAUGAAAAUCCGAUGGAUCUGUUUAAUGCGAUGGAACAUUUUACAAACACAGGGGAUUCUUCAGAGAAGUUCAUUAGGCCUUAAUAUUGUGAUGUGAACUGAGGAAGAUGGCUUGUGUGGGGAAACAAAUAUAACAAUUUGCUUAAUUUAAGUGUGCAUUAUAUGAUAUUAAAAUAAUCAUACUGGAU
Messenger RNA from Penaeus monodon (black tiger shrimp), 1303 nucleotides. RefSeq lists its product as uncharacterized. Gene Ontology annotation, biological process: negative regulation of ribosome biogenesis; negative regulation of translation. Gene Ontology annotation, molecular function: ribosomal large subunit binding. Bases 168 to 1199 code for a protein of 343 amino acids. Lineage: Eukaryota; Metazoa; Arthropoda; Malacostraca; Decapoda; Penaeidae. The transcript is spliced from 6 exons. The record is from RefSeq and is a predicted model, not a curated record. Gene Ontology annotation, cellular component: mitochondrion.